This is a messenger RNA of Brassica rapa (field mustard), 1899 nucleotides long. Its product is annotated as O-acyltransferase WSD1. The record is from RefSeq and is a predicted model, not a curated record. Gene Ontology annotation, cellular component: plasma membrane. Gene Ontology annotation, biological process: triglyceride biosynthetic process. Gene Ontology annotation, molecular function: diacylglycerol O-acyltransferase activity. NCBI's taxonomy places the organism in Eukaryota, Viridiplantae, Streptophyta, Magnoliopsida, Brassicales, Brassicaceae.
GAGAAUAGUAUAGAAAGAAGCGAGAGACCUUCAAGAGAAACUUUUAUUAUACUUAUCAUUGUUCAAAAAUUUUAUACAUGAAUUAUAAUAUUAAUAUUAUAUUGUGAGAUAUUUUUUGUUAAGAUAUUCUACUGAUGCACAUUAAUAAAGUCUACGGGCAGCCCCAUUUAAUCAAGAUGGAUAGAGGGGGGGGCAGUAGUAUAUAUAAGAGCGUAGCGCUGUUGGAGAAUAAUCAAUUUAAAUAUGAAAAAGGGUAAAGACAUUGAUAGAGAGGAGCGAGAGACAGCAGCAAAUGAGCCGCUUAGUCCGGUUUCGCAGUUGUUUGUUUUGCCAGGCCUUUACUGCGUCAUUGUUUUAACACUAGGGUUUAAAACUAGAUGCAACCCAUCUGCCAUUGUUGAAGGUAUCAAGAACACAUGGAUCAAGCUCCCUCGCUUCUCUAGCAAAGUGAAAAAUGGACAAGCGGUUUGGGUCCCUGUUACUGUUCGAGUUGAAGAUCAUGUUAUUGUACCAGAUCUUGACCAUUUCAACAUUGAAAAUCCUGAUCAAUUUAUAGAAGACUAUACGUCAAACAUUGCUAGUACUCCAAUGGAUAUGUCCAGACCUUUAUGGGAAUUUCAUGUGCUGAAUGUAAAGACAUCAAGCGCAAAAUCUGUAGGCAUAGGAAAACUACAUCAUUCACUAGGCGAUGGGAUGUCUCUUAUGUCUCUUCUACUCGCUAGUUCACGAAAAGUAUCAGACCCCAAGGCUCCUCCAACUACAACGGCUACAAAAAAACAUGCUGAUUCAAGUGCUAAGGGUUGGUGGUGUAUUAGGAGAUUUUGGUUGGUGAUAAAUAUCAUUUUCACAACUCUUAUUGAAUUGUUCAAGUUUUGGCUUACUCUAUGUUUUAUGCGUGAUACGAAAACUCCUCUCAUGAGUGAACCGGGAGAUACAGUUCGACCUAGAAAAUGUAUCAAUAGGAUAAUAAGCUUGGAUGAUGUCAAAAUGAUAAAGAACACAAUGGAAAUGAAAGUAAAUGAUGUUCUUCUUGGAAUGACACAGGCAGGUCUCUCAAGAUAUUUGAGCAAAAAAUCUGAUGAUGAUAUGGCGACCGGGAAGAAAAAAGUCCGUCUUCGUGGUACAGUAGCUGUAAAUCUAAGACCAGAUACAAAGAUUGAGGAUCUCACUAAUAUGAUGGAAAAGGGUUCAAAGUGUAGAUGGGGAAACUUCGUAGGUAUUGUCAUAUUUCCUUUGUGGGUAAGAGGUGAGGAUGAUCCACUAGAAUACGUUAGAAAAGCAAAAUCUACGAUGGAUAUGAAAAGAAUCUCCAUGGAGGCACUUAUACUAUAUGGACUUGUUAAAUGUAUCAUGAAGAUAUUCGGGGAUAAGGCAGCAGAAAAUAUUGUCAAAAGGGUAUUUGGUCACACAACAUUAACAUUUUCAAGUGUGAUGGGGCCAAAGGAAGAAGUAAGUCUUUUUGACCAUCCGAUGUCUUACGUGACAGCAACCGCAUCAGGUGGACCUCAGGCUUUGAUUAUCCAUUUUGUAAGCUACGUAGACAAGAUUAUCAUCAAUCUGGCUGUCGACACAACAGUAAUUCCAGACCCUCAUCAACUAUGUGAUGAUUUGGUAGAAUCGCUCGGUAUCAUCAAACUUGCUGCCUUGGAGAAAGGAGUUCACAACAUGGAGGUUUGAGACAUUAUCACUACUUGAUAACUAUGAAGUUUUAUUUUUAAAAGAUAACAGGUGUUGAAAUCUAAUUACGUACCAUGUAAGCCUGGUUUGAUCUCAAUAAAAAGUUCUCUCGGCCGAAGCAUUUCCUACAUUAUAAUAUGUUCAAUCGAUGAUAUGUGUUUGAUUUUUGUACCGUUUUCCUUGUUUAAAGUUCGAACUUCAAAUGAUAUCAAUCUUGAGCUU